Mesorhabditis belari is the source of this 1593-nucleotide messenger RNA. The record is from the annotation of a GenBank genome assembly. NCBI's taxonomy places the organism in Eukaryota, Metazoa, Nematoda, Chromadorea, Rhabditida, Rhabditidae.
AUGGAUGCGCCGACUUUCAGCGGGCACUCCGAACUGUAUAAAGGGCAAUCAGAAACAACUUCAACGGCAUGCGUUCGUCGACGGCGCGAGCGUACUUGCGAGCUUCGAAAGCUGAAACGAGAGCAACUCUUGCUCGAUCGGCGGAAAAUCGACACCGAGCAAUUUUUGGCAGCCGUUGUGGAUAACGAAGUACCGAAUCCAUUGGUCUCCAUAUCUAGGGUGCAACACUUGCUAAGGGGCGAUGCACACGAUCGUCUAGAAGCAUGUCGACUACUUUCAUACGCGAUGAAGGAAAAUGAGCAGCAGUCAGUUCACCAAUUGGCCGAGCUUCAUUUGUUACCAAUUCUCACGGAUGUAUUUUUAUCGAGUGAAGGAGAAUUGCAACAACAAACAGGAUGGAUUCUUUUGAACUUGGCUCGAAUACCGGAGAACUUCUUAUCGUAUAAUAGUCAACUCGACGUUUUGAGAUCAUUUUUUCAACUGGCGACUGUUUGCUAUGAAGCAAUGAUUGUGGCCGAUUCUAUGGAAACGGUCCUUCCCCAACUCUUUGUAUCACUUGGGCUCUUUGCGGGAAAACAUAUCGGCAACGCGAUGUACACGUUGAAUUGCAAGAGCGUUACCGAGCUAAUUUUAUCGAUCCUGCAUAAUUAUCGGAAGUACACAUCGCAAACACUUUCGAGUACCGUAUGGCUUUGUACGCAACUGUACCGCUAUGCUGAGACAGAUUCGGUCAUGUACGAGUCAGAAGUGCAUAUAUCAUUACUGCAAGCGUUGGUGCUACUAUUGGAGGUGAACGAAAAAUCGAUCCUCACCGACACAGUGCUCUGCUUAAUGAAUGCAGUUUGGAGUGAGCAACUCGUACAGGUGACGUACAUAUCUGGAGCGUUGAAGCGCUUACUUGAGUUGUCAUUGGAGGAAAACGAUGUCUCGACUUAUGCCCUUCACACAAUCAGCAAUGUGAUUGAAAAUUACGGGAGAUACACGGAUGCUCUAAUCAAUUACGGCUUAAUCGAUGUAAUCUACGCAUCACUGUUGAGCUCAAAUCGUUGUGAUGAUGGUUGUCAUAUUUUGGCGUGUGUUUGUGCGGAAGGAAAAGAACAAAUAUCGAAAGUAUUCAGUCGGGAUGAGUUGAUUGAUCGGAUCUACGAUGUUUUCACAACCGCCAGCUUUGACAAAAGAAAAGAGAUUUGUGCGGCUCUCAGUUCCGCAUCUGAAAUGGGGUCACCGACUGUGCGAGAGAAAAUUGUUCAACGUGGUUUUCUUUCCACCUUUUGCUCAAUGCUCGAUUCGUCCGAUAUAAAUACGGUAAUUUGUGUGCUUAUCGCUCUCGAUGCUUUAUUAGAGUUUAGCGAGGUUUCCGGGGUCGAUACGGUUCGCGAAACAAUCGAAUCAUGUCAGGGACUCGAAAGAUUGCUUCUGCUACAUGACCACGAGAAUAUCGAUAUUAUGGUAAAAUCCCAGGAGAUUUACGAUCGCUAUUUUGCGCCCUACGAGAACGAUUAUCGAGAGGAUUUCGCCGAUGUUAAAUCUACCAUGGAUGAUUUGCUGAAUAUCGUCGAGUCGACUCACGAUGAGGGAAAUGUAUGGAAUUUU